Molecule: messenger RNA, 5502 nt
Organism: Scylla paramamosain (green mud crab)
Lineage: Eukaryota; Metazoa; Arthropoda; Malacostraca; Decapoda; Portunidae
Product: sialin-like
Biological process (GO): transmembrane transport; monoatomic anion transport
Cellular component (GO): membrane
Molecular function (GO): transmembrane transporter activity
Source: RefSeq, a predicted model, not a curated record
UUCACGAGUGAGGGGAAAGAGGAGAGACCGCGGCUACCGCGGCGUCGACUCAACAGUAGCUGCUCAGUUAACAUCUGGACGCCGCGGGAGGAGGACGCUAGCCGCCGCGCUCCACAGGCACCAUGGACGACUCCAAAAAGAAGUGCUCAGAGGAGGCCCCGCGGCGCGCCCUCAAACCAGUCCCGCAGAUAACACUCUCAGAGGCGCCGGACAUUGACCAGAAUAGCGACGAAUGCAUAGUGGUGCCGCCGUCGCCUCCAUCAGAUAUCGCGGAGGAAAAGACCCCAGAAGGAAGCGAAGAUAAGGGCGAUAAGGGGAUCCCCGAUGACAGAGAUAAAGAAAACACUGCCCCUGACAAGCCCAAGGCAGAAAGCACGCCAAAAGUCACUGGUACUGAUAACAAUAAGAGCAAAACUGAUACCACCCCUAAUGUUACUGAUAAAAGUGCAAAGGAUGCUAAGGACUCCGCUGCGGUGAAGUCCUCUGAUAAGCCCAAGGAUAAGACGGAAAAGCCAGACAAGGUGGACAGUACUGCUGAUAAGCCAGAUAACAAUGUCAAAGCCAAGCCUGAUAGUUCUCCUAAGCCACCUGGAAAAGAUAGUUCUGCUGAUAAGCUUCCCGAUAAGACAGAUAGUAAAGCCAAUGACAAAGCAGUUAAGCCAGACUCCACCACCACCAACACCCCCACCACCACCACCACCACCACCACCACUAAGCCAGCUGACACCACUGAUAAACCAGACAAGCCAGCAGAUAAGAAGACAGACACCACCACCACCACUACUAUACCAACACAAGCAGACACUACACCCAAAACCACCACCACCACCACCACCACCACCAACACCACGAAACCAACGGAGAAAAACGCAGAACCUACUCAACCGACAGAAACGACACCAAAAUCCGCCACGAACGCAAGCCAACCCGACAAAAAGGAAUCGAAUGCUACAAAAACGGACACAAAGGAGGAUCAAGGGAAGGAAAAGGGAUCGGAGCCUACAAAACCUGUCCCUAAGCCUACUGACGAAGGGAAAGGGGCUGCUGACGGCAAGGCGCAAGAUGGAGGAGGAGGAGGAGGACACGCACAAGAGGAGUCGGUGCCUUUUAAUGGUGAAGAGGAGACCAUUCCCCUGAGGACCAAGGAAGCAGAGGAAAAAGAAGAAGAGAAGAAGAACAUUGUCCCAGCUCGCUUGAUCUUCGCCGUGCUGGGAUGCGUCGGGUUCAUGAUUGUGUACGGUCUCAAGGUGAACCUCAGUGUGGCUAUCAUUGCUAUGGUAAACCACACGGCAGUAGCUCAUGGAUCUCCUCACGACUCCCACGACUCCCACGAUGCAGACGACACCUAUGACAACAUGACUCUGGUGGUGGGCGAUGGACACAACAACGACUCCGCGGUGGUGGACGACUGCGGGAGGAAAAAGACCAAGGAGUCCCUGGAGGAUGGCCCCUUCGCCUGGGAUGAGAACGUGCAGGGCCUGAUCCUCGCCUCUUACUUCUACGGGUACCUCAUCACUCAGGUUCCCGGCGGCUGGGUGGCGGAAAAGUUUAGCGCCAAGCAUGUGUUUGGUGUUGGUGCGCUGGUGAAUGCUGUCUGCGCCAUCUUGUCCCCCAUUGCUGCUAAGGGCUCGUACAUCUGGCUGGUCGUCAUCAGGAUUAUCAUGGGCAUUGCUGGGGGCGUGACUCUGCCAGGCAUGCACGUCCUUGUUGCGAAGUGGGCGCCGCCGCAGGAGAGGAGUAAGAUCGCCUCAGGAGUGUACGCAGGAAUGACUUUAGGAACCCUCGUGUGCAUGCCCUUCUCCGGGUUCCUGGCGGCAUCUCUUGAUUGGUCAGCUGUGUUCUACGUGCAAGGUGGCCUUUCUCUCCUGUGGUACAUUUUGUGGCUUAUCUUCGUGUACGACUCCCCUGCCCAGCACCCGCGCAUCUCCAGGGCUGAGAAAAAGUACAUUGAAGAAUCUCUGGGCACCGUUGUGAAGACUGAGAAACCCGCUGUGCCGUGGAAGAGUGUGUGGACGUCCAUGCCUGUGUGGGCGAUCAUUGUGGCCCACACCUGCAGCAACUGGGGCUGGUACAUGCUCCUCGUGAAGCUCCCAACCUAUAUGCGUUACAUCCUUAAGUUUGACAUCAAGUCGAACGCCGCCCUCUCCGCCGUGCCCUUCCUGUGCAUGUGGAUCUUCACUAUGGUGCUUGCCAAUGCCCUAGACGCUCUCAGGGCACGUGGGUUCAUCACUACCACCUUCGCCAGGAAACUUGCUACCUUCUUUGCCUCCGUUCCUCCCUCCGUGUGCCUGAUUGGAGUCACCUACGUGGGCUGCAACACAGACUUAGCCGUGGCACUUCUGACCCUUGGCACCAUGUUCGUGGGCGGCAUGUACUCUGGGUUCCUGUCCAACCACAUUGAUAUUGCGCCCCCCUUCGCUGGCACUCUCAUGGGCAUCACCAACACCUUCGCUACCCUGCCUGGUAUCAUUGUUCCUUCCUUCGUGGGCUACAUGACACACGGCAAUCAAACCGUGGAGGCGUGGCGUACGAUCUUCUUCAUUACCCUGGGCAUCUUCCUUUUCGAAGCCAUCUUCUACAUCAUCUUCGGGUCUGGAGAGGCACAGGAGUGGGCUAAGCCGAAGCCACAGCCGCAGGAAGGCGAACAGCAGAAGCUAAAUGACAUCCCUUAGAUCCAAGCACUCAGGUACUCAUAGAAAACGAGGAGGAAGCAGGGGAGACUAUAAGAAAAGAUAAGAGAGCCGAGAAGAGAGGAGAGAUAAAAGAAAUGAGAUUAUUUUUAUUUUCUUCCUUAAAUGAGAGGAGAUGAGAGGAACGAAGAGAUAGAUGAGGUGAUGAGAGAGAGACAGAAGGAAGAGAAGGUGAAGAGAAGAUUUGUACUUUUGUUUUCUUUUUGAGAGAAGAGAAAAAUACAAUAGAAAACUGAAGGAUAGGACUAAAGAAGAGAAGGGAAGGACAAAAGAAGAUAAAGAAGACACAUAAGAAGAGAGGAGCACAGGAAGGAAGAGCCAGAAAAAGAAAAGAAGGGAUAAAAUAUGAGAAUAUAAGAAAAAUGAAAAAAAAUGAUAAUUAUAUAUUUCACGUGUACAUAUUAUGAAAAAAGAAAAAUACAAAAAAAGUUAAAAGAGAAAACAGUUGCAUAUAUCUUUCUUUUUUCAGUCUCUCUCUCUCUCUCUCUCUCUCUCUCUCUCUCUCUCUCUCUCUCUCUCUCUCUCUCUCUCUCUCUCUCUCUCUCUCUCGUCGCCAGAGCAACUCAAAUUAAGGAGAAAAUAAAGUAAAAAAAAAUGAAUGAACGAACAAAAGACACCCCUUGAGUUUAUUGAAAGAAAACGGGCUUCUGGGUUUUCUCUCCAGCUAUGACUAAUAAAUUAUAUAUAUUAGGAAAGUGAAAAGACACCUACGCUAUGUGUAUAAAAAGAAAAAGAAAAAAAAUAUAUGAAAGGAGGAAUCGAGUCAUUUAUAUUUACACACACACACACACACACACGCACGGGUUUUUAGUCGCAGUGUUAUAAUGUGGCACACUGAAAGCACACGUAAGAUAACAGACACACAUAAGUAGUUUUCUUGAGUCCGUGUUCUGUUGUGACGCAGGAAAGGACAAGACUGACGUUAAAUUAGCGUCACUGAUAUUCUUGAGUUUUUGUUUUUUUCAAGAUACUUUUACUAUUUUUCGAUUUUUUUCUCGUCUGGAAUUCGUAACGUGACGCAGAAAAACGGACAAGAGUGACGUGGAAUUAGUGCCGCUUUAAUAAUGUAGAGAUUUAUAUAUUUUCAAGAUUUUUAUGGCUAAUGUUCGACUACUUUUCCAUUUUUAUCUUUCAAGGUGACGUAAAAAUGGACGAAAAGUGACGUAGUAACAAUAGCGUCACUCUAAUAAUCUAUUUUUUGUGUAUGCUCGAUUUUUUUUUUUUGAGUCGAAUUCUGAACGUGACAAAAAAAAAGGGGAAAAAAAAAAGUGACGCAGAAUAAAAGUGUCACUCUAAAACAAAAGAUAAUACACAUUUUGAAGAUAUCUUUUCGUCCCUUUAUAUUGGACUCCUCCUGUGACGCGAGGCGGGACACGUGACGCCUGCAGGACAAUACGUUGCCUUCUCUGGGGCCACUCAACUCACCACAACACACAAGCAGACGCCACGCCCUCGCCCACGCCCGCAGCCGCCCGCCACACGCCACCGCAGCAGCUGGGCGGAGGCAGGGACUCAAAUUAUCACUCUAUAUAUAAGAGCAAAUUAUUUUUUAUAUUAGUUGCAGUAAAUAUAACAUAGAAAAGGAUGACUCGUACAAAGUAAGCAAAGGAUGGCCCAACAUAAACACGGCGGUGGUGGGAUUGGUUAGCAGAGGUUCGGAUCCUGUUAUCAGAUCCUGUUUUGAGAUCCUACACAGGAUUCUAGGAUCUUCACGGCCCGCCCCUGCUUGUCCUUACGCCCUCACGCCCGCAGCCCCGCCCAUCCCGCCCUCAGGGAAACACUUAAUCUUAGGGUACUGCGAAAGGAAGGCAAGGCAUUACACGAUAUCGUACUUGUCUGUAAAUUAUUGAACAUCUCCAGCUUGUCUUAUAUUGCUUGCUGGACGGCGUAACCACUUUGUUCCUCAGUCCGUAGGAUGAUGUAACAUCUACUUAACGAGCGCCGAGGUGUUUUGCAAGGCUGACAUCCUGCACAGCCUGUUCCUCUUGGUUAAGGGAACAACAAUAUCACGGAGCUGUUUUUAGUCGCCAGACAGAGAGAAAAUGGCGAACUGGCAAUAUUAACAACCAAAAAAACAACUCCAUUAUUCUAAGACCAAGUAAGUGUUCCUUAGGGCGCCCUCCCGGUGUGGCGAGCGAGGGGGAGGCGCGGGCUGCGAGGUGCCGCCCCCAGGUGCUCCGUACGUAGGCCAGCCAGGAGGCCCCGCGACAGACGGGCAGCGCCACCCCGCCUGGCUGAGGUCAUAAUAAUUCAUGUGUAUUCUGCUGCUCUCGGUGUGUCAGUGUUUGCGUGUCGUCAGCUCGCCGCCGCCGCCGCUGUGUCGGUAGUUCCCGCGAGGGCCGGGCGGGCGGGCGGUGGGUGGGUUAGUGGGCCGCCAGCAGGUGUCCAGUCCACCAGCCAGCCAGCCAGCCCUGCCCGGCCCACCAUCGUGACUGUAGUUGUUUCUUACUGUAAGUGUCGUAGCGUGUGACACCUGUACUAGUUAGCACACCUCUAUAUAUAUCAUGACCAUUGCCUGAAUCUAUAUUUUGUUGUAAGUUUUUAUGUGCCUGUGACUGAGGAGGCCCUGGUCGCUAACCCCGCCCCCUACCUCCCUGAGGAAGGCUGGGGGGCGGGGGGAGGCACGAGCCCUGCUAGAUAGGUAAGGGGGGAGGGAGGGGGGCGGUGCUAAGGCCUGCCGGGGUAGACGCAGAAGAGGAAGUCAGGGAAAGAUGUCAAAUACUGAGUAAUUACAAUUUUUAUUAAAAAUUGUGAUAUAGAGAAUGUAAUUAUUUUAAGGAAUUAAUAAAAAUUACCUAAUGUUGUUUCAAAA